This is a messenger RNA of Sorghum bicolor (sorghum), 1753 nucleotides long. RefSeq names its product elongation factor 1-alpha. Gene Ontology annotation, molecular function: GTPase activity; translation elongation factor activity; GTP binding. The coding region runs from base 185 to 1528 and encodes 447 amino acids. The record is from RefSeq and is a predicted model, not a curated record. Gene Ontology annotation, biological process: translation; translational elongation. NCBI's taxonomy places the organism in Eukaryota, Viridiplantae, Streptophyta, Magnoliopsida, Poales, Poaceae. The transcript has 3 exons.
GCAAACCCUAGCCGCCGGGCAGGUCGGUCCCCGCGCGGGGGGCGGCGGCGCGGGGGGCGCGCUAUAUAAACAGAGCCCUUCAUCCGAUGCCUCCAACCCAUCUGGCGACCUCGAUCCCCUCCCCUGUUGGUUCUGUCUGUUGACUUCCCCCCAUCGAGCUAGCUAGUCAGCUGGUCCCGUUGCCAUGGGGAAGGAGAAGGUUCACAUCAACAUUGUGGUCAUUGGUCAUGUUGACUCCGGCAAGUCCACCACCACCGGCCACCUCAUCUACAAGCUUGGAGGCAUCGACAAGCGUGUCAUCGAGAGGUUUGAGAAGGAGGCUGCCGAGAUGAACAAGAGGUCCUUCAAGUACGCCUGGGUGCUUGACAAGCUCAAGGCCGAGCGCGAGAGGGGCAUCACCAUUGACAUUGCCCUGUGGAAGUUUGAGACCACCAAGUACUACUGCACUGUGAUCGACGCUCCUGGGCACCGUGACUUCAUCAAGAACAUGAUCACCGGCACCUCCCAGGCUGAUUGUGCGGUGCUCAUCAUUGACUCCACCACUGGUGGCUUUGAGGCUGGUAUCUCCAAGGACGGCCAGACCCGUGAGCACGCACUCCUUGCUUUCACUCUUGGUGUCAGACAGAUGAUCUGCUGCUGCAACAAGAUGGAUGCCACCACCCCCAAGUACUCCAAGGCUCGGUACGACGAGAUCGUCAAGGAAGUGGGUUCCUACCUCAAGAAGGUGGGGUACAACCCGGACAAGAUCCCCUUCGUGCCCAUCUCUGGGUUCGAGGGUGACAACAUGAUCGAGAGGUCUACGAACCUGGACUGGUACAAGGGCCCCACCCUCCUUGAGGCGCUGGACCAGAUUAACGAGCCCAAGCGGCCCUCGGACAAGCCCCUGCGCCUUCCCCUGCAGGACGUGUACAAGAUCGGCGGCAUCGGCACCGUCCCGGUGGGCCGUGUGGAGACCGGCCUCAUUAAGCCCGGCAUGGUGGUCACCUUUGGCCCCACGGGCCUGACGACGGAGGUCAAGUCGGUGGAGAUGCACCACGAGUCGAUGCAGGAGGCGCUUCCCGGCGACAACGUCGGCUUCAACGUCAAGAACGUGGCGGUCAAGGACCUGAAGCGUGGCUACGUGGCCUCCAACUCCAAGGACGACCCCGCCAAGGAGGCUGCCAGCUUCACCGCGCAGGUGAUCAUCAUGAACCACCCCGGGCAGAUCGGCAACGGCUACGCCCCGGUGCUGGACUGCCACACCUCCCACAUCGCCGUCAAGUUCUCGGAGCUGCUCACCAAGAUCGACCGGCGGUCGGGCAAGGAGCUGGAGAGCGCCCCCAAGUUCCUUAAGAAUGGUGAUGCCGGCUUCGUCAAGAUGAUCCCCACAAAGCCCAUGGUGGUGGAGACCUUCUCGGAGUAUCCUCCACUGGGGCGCUUCGCUGUUCGUGACAUGAGGCAGACGGUUGCGGUCGGUGUGAUAAAGAGCGUGGAGAAGAAGGACCCGACGGGAGCCAAGGUGACCAAGGCGGCUGCCAAGAAGAAAUGAUGAUGAUCCUGCAUAUCCAUGGUUCCUGGUUUCUUGCUGGUUGGAUUAUAUACAUGUCAAAUAAGUGUCCCUAUUUUGUUGGGUGGUGCUAGUAGUAGUUACAAAAGAACAAUUUGAUGGUUCAGUGUCUUUACAGUAUGUGUCGACGGUUGUGUUCGUGAUUGCCUACCAUUAUAAUAUGCCUACCAUUAUAAUAGUAUUUAUCAGUGACAUGUUUGAUGUUUC